CCCAUGAGCCAUGGAAGUGAAGGAGGAGGUGAAGGAGGAAGGUUGCCAAGGGAGGAGAAUGGAUGAUGAGGAGGAUUGGGGCAACUGGAAAGCCGAUGGUACGAAGGACAACAAGGUGAUUCCACAGCCCCACUUCGAUUUCCGGCCUGGUGCCGGCGAGUCCUCGAAUUCCUGGCGGCGACGGAAGUCGCCAAACUCCUACGGAUGGAAGUCGCAGGGGUCCCAAUGGAAUCAAGGCAAAAGAAAAAAAGAAACUAAGAAGGACAAGAAGAAGAAGGGCAAGAAGGAGGCAAAGAAACUCCCGAAGCAACAACCGAAAAAGAACGAGAAGGCGAAGAAUCAGCCACCCCAGAUGCUACGUGCAGCACACGCAGAAUACCUCCGGCGGCAGAUGGCGAUGAAUCGGCGGGAGGAAGAGAUGGAUGAGCAGUUGGAGGUGUUCAACAAGCGGGUGAAUCAGCAGCAAGAACUCCUCCAUAGCUUGGAAAAAGCAGAUUUCUCUCCAGAAGAUGUGCCUCGGAUGCUGCAUCAAGCGGUGGCCUUGCAUAGCGGACGCCACGAGGAGGUGGUCGUCGAGGAAGAGGGGGCAGAGAUGGUCGGGAGGAUUCCGGGCUUAGGGAUUCGAGUCAGCAGCCCACUUCCUCAGGUUGGAGAUCUACCAAGCGACAGUGAUGACAUGACGCUGGAACAACUCGCCAAGCUCAAGCGCACGGACGAAGAUGCGGCGCUUCUAAAGCAGAAGGUGGCGAAGCACACAGUGCACGCCCUGCUUCUUCUUCACCUGGCGCUGCGAAUUGCCUGCGGCCGCUGCGAGAAGAAGGUGGCGGUGGUGCCGGGCCCUGUGGGGCGCGGGCCUGCAGGGCAGCUGGCGCUCCCGGCGGCAGCGCCGGUGCUGCUCAACAGGCCUUUAAGUGUGGCUGUGGCGGCCGUCAAGGCUGAAGCCAAGAAGGCCAAGCAGGAGGCGAAGGAGGCUGAGCGGGCCGAAAAGAGAGAAAGUGAAAAGUUUGGGAAGGAGGAGCAACAGCUCAUUGAAGUGAUCUAUAAAGCCCUGCAGUAUGGGCCCAAGGACUUCAGGAGUCUGGCUGAGACGCAGGAAGGCUCCAAGAAAUGUUACAAUGUCUCCACGGUCUGGAGUGACCUGAAUAAAGCAGGCAAGGUGCGUGGAAAAGGAGGCUCCUUCAGCAAGUGGCUGAGGAACCUUCCGAUGAUUGAGAUGGGGGAGAUGUCCCAAACUCCUUGCGGCGCCCUGGUGGAGUACCGUGGCCCCAAGAUCCCCAAGAGGGCGAAGCUGACGGCAGCGCCUGCGCUGAUGGCGCUGCCCAUGCCGGAACCGCCGGUGCCGCAUGGCUUGCGAUGUGUGCCUAGAAAGCAGGCUGAAGUGAACCAGGAGGCUGAAGUGAAGGAGAGUCCAAAAGGAAAAUCCCGUUCGGGAAAGGGCAGUCCAGCGAAGAAGUAGAGAUUUUCACCCCCGGCUGUGCAACUCAGAGCUUUUGGGCUUAGAGGAAAA
Cladocopium goreaui is the source of this 1507-nucleotide messenger RNA. The record is from the annotation of a GenBank genome assembly. NCBI's taxonomy places the organism in Eukaryota, Dinophyceae, Suessiales, Symbiodiniaceae.